GCUGCGAGUGCUCGGUGCAGGAAACACGACUCACAAAGAAGAGAAUCACAGCACACUCGCUUCCGGUGGCUGCUCCGCCUUCAGCUACACUUCCAUUACCGAUGGAUGAAGUUUCACUGAAUACCGAACCUGUACUCGAUGACGAGACAGAGGAAUUUGAGAUUGAUGGAGAUUGUGCGAUGACUGAAUUUGUCGGCCAGUCUGGUGUUAUUGAAGGUGAAAAUCCCCUGCCUCCUGCUGUUGGAAUGGAGUUUGAAACAUAUGACGAUGUUUACUACUUUUACAAUUGUUAUGCUAAAGAUCAAGGAUUUGGAGUUAGGGUGAGUAAUACAUGGUACAGAAAGAGCAAAGAGAGGUAUAGAGGAAAGCUAAGUUGUAGUAGUGCUGGUUUCAAGAAAAAAACUGAAGCAAACAAGCCCAGACCAGAAACAAGAACUGGUUGUCCUGCAAUGAUAAAGUUCCGAUUGAUGGAGAGCAAAAGGUGGAGACUUAUUGAAGUUGAACUUGAGCACAACCACUUAAUACAUGCACGGGGUGGGAAGUUCUAUAAAUCUCACCGGAACACGACACUUGGAAGUAAGAGACCGUUACAGGUGGAUGGUGCUGAAGUUCAAAAAAUUAUGUUGUUUAGAACAGUAAUUGUUGAUACUAGUGAAAAUGGAAUCACAAGUGUUGAUGAAAAUGAAUUUAGGAACACUGAAGAUCAGCCCGGUAAUCAAUUAAGUCUUAAACCAGGGGAUGCUCAAGCAAUUCAUGAUCUCUUUGCUCAUCUUCAGCUAAUAAAUCCAAAUUUCUUUUACGUAAUGGAUCUUAACGAAAGGGGACGUUUGAGAAAUGUCUUUUGGGCAGAAGCAAGGUGUAAGGCUGCAUAUAGUUAUUUUGGAGAUAUAGUGUCAAUUGACAGUACUAGUUUGUCAGACAAAUACGAGGUACCACUGGUUGUAUUUGCAGGAGUGAACCACCAUGGACAAUCUGUGCCACUAGGUUGUGGUUUGGUCGCUGGUGAGACCAUAGAGUCAUUUGUAUGGCUGUUGAGGGCAUGGCUGACAUACAUGGUAGGACGCCCUCCGCAAACUGUUCUUAUUGGCCAGUCUAAAGCUAUGCAGACUGCAGUUCUUGAUGUUUUCCCGAGAGCUGCUUAUUGUACUCCUUUAUCUGACAUCAUGAAGAAAUUUUCUGAUGAACUGGGAGGGUUGCACGAGUACGAAGCAAUUAAGGCAUCGUUUACGAAAGCAAUUAGCAAUGCAUCGAGAGUAGGCGAGUUUGUAGCAGCUUGGGAGGACAUGAUGGGAAGCCAUGGAAUUCAGGGUCAGAAAUGGCUUCAAACAUUGUAUGUAGAUCGUAAACAAUGGGUGCCAGCUUUUUUGAAAGAUGUAUUCUUGGCAGGGGUAUUCGAAGACAAACUGAGCCCCUUUGAAGGGUAUUUAUCUAAACAUACUCCUUUGAAAGAGUUUGUUACCAAUUAUGUCCAAGCACUGCAGGAAAUAUAUCAAAGAGAAUCGUUGGCUGAUAUGGAAUCCAGAGAUCCUAAUUGUAUGUUGAAGUCGAGAUUUCACUUUGAAGCUCAGCUCUCAAAACUGUACACUCGCGCCAUAUUCAAGAAGUUCCAAUGUGAAAUAGAGGGAAUGUUUUCGUGUUCAAGCACAAAACAAGUGCGCAUUGAUGGAGCAGUAAUAACACACGUAAUCAAGGAACAUAGAGCAGAGGAUGACGUUCGAGAAGCAAGAGAUUACGAGGUUGUGUUGAACAUGUCAGACACAGAGGUUGUUUGCGAUUGUGGGUUGUUCAACUCCAAGGGUUUCUUGUGCAGGCACGCGUUGAGUGUUCUAAGCCAGAACGGCGUAGAAGAGAUUCCACCUCAGUACAUUCUUCCGCGAUGGAGGAAGGAUAUUCAUCGUAGCUAUGUUCUUGACAACGGUUGCCAUGGCAUCGAUGUGAACAAUCCAGUGCACAGGUACGAUAGUUUAUACAAAUGCGCGAUGAAGGUUGUGGAAGAAGGGCAGAAAUCUCAUCAUCAUUACAAAUUUACAAUGGAUGCAUUGGCUGAGAUUCUGAACAAGGUGUGUCUUGAAGGGGAUCUUCCAGGUUGAGUGGGGG
This is a messenger RNA of Ipomoea nil (Japanese morning glory), 2097 nucleotides long. RefSeq names its product protein FAR1-RELATED SEQUENCE 6-like. NCBI's taxonomy places the organism in Eukaryota, Viridiplantae, Streptophyta, Magnoliopsida, Solanales, Convolvulaceae. The coding region runs from base 102 to 2090 and encodes 662 amino acids. The transcript has 2 exons. Gene Ontology annotation, molecular function: zinc ion binding. Gene Ontology annotation, biological process: regulation of DNA-templated transcription. The record is from RefSeq and is a predicted model, not a curated record.